Cricetulus griseus (Chinese hamster) is the source of this 367-nucleotide messenger RNA. The record is from RefSeq and is a predicted model, not a curated record. Lineage: Eukaryota; Metazoa; Chordata; Mammalia; Rodentia; Cricetidae.
GAUGGCUCCCGAGCGCAUGAUGUCCCUGUCACAAGUUUGUGUCCCUCUGGUUACUCUGCCUGAUUUUGAACCACUGGUGGAGGCUCUACUUACUUACCAUGGACGUGAACCUCAGGAAGCCCUCUCGCCAGAGUUCUUCGAAGCUGUAAAUGAGGCCUUCUUGUCGAAAAAGAUGAUUCUGCCUACGUCCUCUGUGGUCAGCCUCUGGUUUCGCCAUCUCCCAAGUCUUGAAAAAGCAACUCUGCAUCUUUUUGAAAAGCUGUUCUCCAGCAAGAGAAAUCGCCUGGGAGAGGUGGAGUGCUGUAUAAAAGAGUCAUUGCUGGUACGUGCUGGGCUUUGGUGACAGAAGUAAAAAAUAUGAUCAGAG